AUGAAUCCCUCUCAGAAGAUGGUCGAAGAACUCAACAGUAUGAAGGCCGAUCUCAACUACGAGAUGGGUGGGAAGACUGAUUUCGAGCGUUCUCUGGUUGUGGCGACGCAGCCGAGCAUGUGGCCUGUCGCACGCGACAGAAUUGCGAGGGACAUGAUCGAGAUGAUGGACAAGCUUCUGAAGGACCCAUGCUAUCAGGCCAAGCUUCUAAUUUCCGGCACACCACCGCAGCAGGUUGCAGAAGCGUCCUUCUUCAGGGACUCUCCCUACAUGUCCGGUCUUGUUGUUGCCUACUGCCGCAACCACAUGAAGGAGGCUGGCAUCGAUCUUGCCAAUUUCUGGGCCACUUUCGCCAGUACUGCACAUAUCUACAACGCGGUGAAGCAGCUUGGCCUCCUGCGGGAGCCUUGGAGGGACUUGGAGAUUGCGCUCUCAAGAGCUGGUCUCGAGAGCAAGCUUUUCACUGGACCACCUCCCACAGACGGAAAAGACUUCUACAGGAAGUACAGUCUACAGUUGGGAUUUUCAGCUGUGAACUUUGCCAAUUUGCACAAGAAGAAGGCGGGCAAGGCCAAUACCGAUGCUGCGGGGACCAAAAUCGCACCCCAAGCCGAGAAGCGUCUCAUACAGCACGAACAGGUUGCUUCAACUUUUACCAGUCUCGUUUCCAAAUACUCGUACGACGGGUCAACGACGGAAUGGACCGAGUUGCUUGUAAGGAACAUUGCUGAAAGCACCACAAGACAUGGAGAGACCGUAUUUGGCGACCAUGGUGCCAACCGUUUCAAGAAGAUCGCGAGCAAAGUCCAGGGCAAAGAGGAGGCCAAAUCCCGGCCAAAGCCAAAAGAAGAGAAUGACACCGAGGCGGGGAAUCGCCUCAGUCCGUGGAAUACGGCCAUACAGCUCAGAAUGGCUCUUCAAGAAGAGUCAGUGGAGUUUGAAUUUCCGUAUCUUGAGUUCCAUCGCUCGGCUCGAUCAACGAUGGAAGUCAUCAAGGGCAUCGUAAUGGAGGCCCUCAAAGAGUUUCUGUCACUGGGUAUGGCAGAGGAAGACAUUGAAAUGCAACUUGCUGUCCACAUCGAAAACAUCAAAAUGCUUCCAGAUCCUCUGAAAAGUGUCUGGCGGGAGUACAAGCAGGACACUGAUUCCGUGGCUUUAUGGCUCGCCCCCACAGCUAAGGCUCGUGGGUUCACCGCCGGCCUACUGACGCCUGUCGCAGCACCAAAGAAGAAGAAGAAACGCACGCAAAAGCGCGUUCCGACCCAAUAUAUUGUGGCUAUCAAGGACUUUGUACCGCUUGCUAAGUUCAUCGCCGAUUGUGAGAACCCGGUCGUGGAUGUUCCGGCAUCUUUCGUCACCACCAUCAACCGGGUCAUCGAUCAAGUCCGGGAAGCUCUGCGGCCCCGGAUGCAAACCGCUACCGCAACAUGGCAAGAGUCAAGCUCUUCCUUCUUUGCUGAUGCGCUGCCGAGCAGUUUUGGAGCGCUGGAGUUGGAUGAGCCCUCCCAGUGCUCAAAAAAUGCACCAGAUAUCAAGAGACCCGAGCCCGACAAAGGCGUCGACAUGGCGGUUUACGAAGCCGAGCAAGCUGCAUAUUCCGAGUUGGAAGAUGCUAUGUUCGCAUACUCUGUCAUGCUGGAAGACCUCCGCAAGAUCCGAGUUCAGAUUGUGUCGAUGUGGGAGAACUACCACAAUGGGGUGAUCGACCUUGCUGUAGCCGCCGUUGCGACGAAUACCGCUAUAGAGCUUGCGCGUAACGUGGCAGAUGAGGUUAUACCUCUGUUCCGAUCUCAUGGCGGUGUUUGGAGAAUUGCUAGGCUGCACUAUUUCGCGGCAGCUCUUUCAGGCGGAUUCAGCCUUGAGGAUCUGGGUCUUUCGGUCGAAGGAGCGAACAACGGAGUGACGUUCAACUGCAAAACUUACGACAUCGCGAACGCAACAUACACCAUUGCAUACAAAUUCCUCGAGGAGUUCCAGGCGGUGUUACAACCCAACAUGCUGCCUCUUUUUAAGCCAGGCUUCUUUGGAACGUACGAUCCCACCAGCAAGUUUGAGACGAAGUCUCCUGAAGACAAGUUUCAAGAAGAUCAGGUCAUCAUGAUGGAGUUUUUCGGGGAACUCAUGGCAGUCAUUCGGUCACUUCCAGACUGGCCGGUGGAGGACGAGUUCCUCCGUGGCAUGCGAGAUAUGGACACCACGAAAGAUGUCCCAUUCUACCUCGUCUUUGCCGCACAGGUCUUCCUUGACAUCCAUCAUAUUCUAGGGAAUGAAGUGGAAAGAGGAUUCCAGGAAAUGAGCACCGAAACCAACAUCAUGCGCAAUAACCUCGAAAGUCACCUGGAGUUUCACAAAGAUCUCAAGAUUGACAGCUGGACCACGAAGCACGACGCACCCUUGAUAUACGCAAAGUCUGUUAUCGAAUGGCUCGGUACGGAUCCCAUCAACAAGAUCAUUGUGGAUCGUGCCCGCAAAGAGGGUAUGUCUCUCUCGCCUAAGAGCCGGCAGUACAGUCUUCUCAGACAGUCGCCCGUUAUGUCUGGUCUAAUUCUACACCACUUCCGUCUUGAGCUCUACGACAUAGGUAUUAGCGUAGCUAAUGCAUGGGGGUCCAUCACAUAUACGGAACACCUCUACAAUGUCAUAGCAAAAGAAGGCCUUCUAGAGGGACGAUGGGACGAUGUGCAUGUGGUGCGAAGCUCCUUCGGCCCAGGUACAUUUUACGUCGGUGAGCCCCCUUCCACACCGGAAGAUUACAACAAAAUGUUCUGUCUACAGAUGGGAGCAUCUGCCGCAUUCUUUGCGAAAGAUGGUAAGAGGCGAGCGAACGUAGCUCUGGCGUCGCGAUCCGGCCCCCGCGGCAUCGAGAAAGGUGCGCCCGUGUCCGUCAUGUUCCAGAAUCGAUAUACGCGACGUGGGUCUGGCAUGGAUUGGACCGCUGAGCGCGUCGACAACGUUCUAUCGCGUAGUGAGUGGGAGGAGGAAGACAGGGACGAUGGCGUCAUCAGCAUGGCUCGAGUCACAGACCCAAAGCAACUGGCAGAGAUCCGCAAGGGCAAGAAAAAGAAGUUGGCGUCGGAUCGGGGACGUUUGCCCCCCGAGAAGCUUAUCAGGUCGCUCCUCUGGGCACUGCAGAGCGAGACUUCGGAUAUUGCGUUUUCCUACCUCCUGAUGCAUCGCCGGUGCUGGGAGUUGCUCCGGGGUAUCAAAGAUCAGUGCGAUCCCUUGCUGAGGGAGCUGUUCACACCGGCGUACAUUGAUCAUGAGAGACAGUUGCCGUUUGUUGUAGGAUGGAUUCUCCGGGCGACAGCUGGUUUUGGUGAACCUCUACAGGAUCGUCGGUUGUUGGAGACCGCUGCGGUGGUUCUAAAUAGCUUCAUUUCUGAAGGAGGGAGUAUUUGUGGGACAGUGCUGGAGAUCAUCGGAGUUCAUGUACGAGUCGUGGAUGAUGUUGACACUGACGAGGAACUGGACGGUAAACCGGGCAUAACGAAGAUUGUGAGCGUACCGAGACUCAAGUGA
This is a messenger RNA of Colletotrichum chrysophilum, 3519 nucleotides long. RefSeq lists its product as uncharacterized. The record is from RefSeq and is a predicted model, not a curated record. NCBI's taxonomy places the organism in Eukaryota, Fungi, Ascomycota, Sordariomycetes, Glomerellales, Glomerellaceae. The coding region runs from base 1 to 3519 and encodes 1172 amino acids. The transcript is spliced from 3 exons.